AUGAAUCUAUCAUCUGUCAAGCUGUGUGAAGAUGAUCUAGAACCUCAGACUCAAUCUAAAGCAAUCGAUUUCCUUCGAGUAUUUCUCGAAGACUUUUGCGUAACUUCGAAAGACAGAAACAUCUCACGAGGAUAUCUCGAUGGAUUUGAAUCUUUGGUGGGCAAGGACACUUCGUCUGAUCUUGCCGAAGCUGCACGAACCGUCGCAUUGGCAGCCGUGGGGAACAAGUCCGGCCGGUCUGACUACGUAGAGGAAGCAAGAAGUCAAUAUGGUAGGUUGCUUCUGUCGUUUCAGAAGGUGCUGGGCACGCCGGCGACAGCAGGAUCAGUGGAGGCACUGAUGACAGCUGUUUUACUUGGUAUUUAUGAGAUCGUCGCCGGUGACAAUGAAAACCCCGGCCAUCACACUCUCCAUGUUCGCGGCAUUGCCGCCAUCUUGUCCGAACCCCAUUCGCCAUUCGACUUGGCUGCCGGAAUCGAACUCUUCCAGCUCCAUAACCCGCUAGUUCUCAAAAAACUGUUGGAGGCGAGUACAGUCCUCGCUGGACAAUCUAUAGGGGGAGACAUGUUAACCUCUGAAAAUCUGGACAAGAUAUUGAUCAGAUUCCACUCUGUCUUCUACAAAGCACGAGAAGCCUUUGUCUUGGACGAAACGGUCCCUCCGGACGAAGAGAUCAGUAAUAUCCUCGAGGAAGCUAAGACACUUGAUGGAGCUUUUGCACAAUGGGAAGCCAGUCAAAUCCAAGAGUGGCAGCCCAAGACAAUCAGCCAGGCAGGAUUUCGGUUAUCCAAUAGUAAAAAUUACUGUUCAGGAAGAAUUGACAGCUACUUUGAUUAUUACGUUGCCGCCGUCUGGAAUACAUACCGAAAAUCACGCCUCCUCAUCCUUGAGAUCAUCGUCCGAUGUAAGAGCAUCCUGAUUGAUGUUCCCAAUGCACAGGACGACUUGACCACAGCUCUCAUUCUUGUCGAAGACAUUAUCGCAUCCAUCCCGUACCAGUUGAGCACCGACAGGUUGUCCCUUGAUUCCAAGUCUAACGGCGACAUGCCAACGAUUCUUCCUGGCAAAUCUAUCGGCGGACUACUUUUGCUUCAUCCACUGUGGGUGAUCACCGCCACAUCUAUCGUACCGUUGGAGAUUAGAGCUCGGAUGCGCGAAUGUCUGGCAUGGAUUGGUCUCACCAUGGGUAUUGGUCAGGCCACACUUCUUUCGCAGGAACAAGAAACCCUUCCCUUUCGAUACAUUGCCGAGGGACACGUUCUGAUAUGGGCGGGUAUGUUGCUUCAGCCUGUAUGA
This is a messenger RNA of Exophiala oligosperma, 1296 nucleotides long. RefSeq lists its product as uncharacterized. Lineage: Eukaryota; Fungi; Ascomycota; Eurotiomycetes; Chaetothyriales; Herpotrichiellaceae. The transcript has 5 exons. Bases 1 to 1296 code for a protein of 431 amino acids. The record is from RefSeq and is a predicted model, not a curated record.